Molecule: messenger RNA, 609 nt
Organism: Papaver somniferum (opium poppy)
Lineage: Eukaryota; Viridiplantae; Streptophyta; Magnoliopsida; Ranunculales; Papaveraceae
Exons: 2
Coding region: 1-609 (202 amino acids)
Source: RefSeq, a predicted model, not a curated record
AUGCCGCGACAUUUGGUACUAAAGAUUAUUGGUGAGCUUUGUCAGGUAGAACCUCAAUUUAAUUAUCAGUAUGAUGCACUGAAUAUUAGGGGUCAUAGCCCAGAACAAAAGGUUACUUCGACCUUAAGGAUUCUAAGAUAUGACAGACCUCCAGAUUCUAAUGAUGAGUACCUUCGCAUUGAUGGAAUUUAUCCAAAAUGGUCAACUUUAGUUCAAUCUUACCGUCAGCCACCUUCUGGUGAAAUGGGUCGUUCAUACUCAUAUUUCAAUAAUAUACAAAUGGAUCUGAGAAAGGAUGUGGAACGUGCUUUUGGAAUUCUGAAGAGGAAGUUUGCAAUCAUUUGUGGGCCUUAUCGUGGUCUAAGUGCUCGUGAAAUUCAUAAGACUAUGUUGACUUGCAUCAUUAUGCAUAACAUGGAAAUCCAGGAAACUAGUCGUAAUAAGAAUUGGACUAACCAUCAAGAUGAAGACUUAUGGCCUGAGAUUAUACCAGCAAGAGGGUUACCUGCAAGGAACUAUGCGCAAAUGACCAGUCAUAUUGAGAACAUAAAUCUAUAUAACAGGUUAAGGGAAGAUUUCAGAGUGAAUAUGUGGGCUGAGUUUGGAUGA